Molecule: messenger RNA, 525 nt
Organism: Acanthosepion pharaonis
Lineage: Eukaryota; Metazoa; Mollusca; Cephalopoda; Sepiida; Sepiidae
Source: the annotation of a GenBank genome assembly
AUGCUCCUCAAAAGUUCUUUCUACUUCUCCUUGAAAAUUAUAUGUUCUAAUUCUUUCCUUUUGCUCUUCUUUCAAAUUCUUCUAAAUCUCUUUGUCUACUUCCGUCAUUCUCCAACUUCUUUCUUCAACUUCUCUUCCCCUCCAACUUUGUCCUUCUACUUCUGUUCCUCUUUCAAAUUCUACUUUUCCUCUCCUCCAACUUCUUCCUUCUACUUCUGUUCCUCUUUCAAAUUCUACUUUUCCUCUCCUCCAACUUCUUCCUUCUACUUCUGUUCCUCUUUCAAAUUCUACUUUUCCUCUCCUCCAACUUCUUCCUUCUACUUCUGUUCCUCUUUCAAUUUCUACUUUUCCACUCCUCCAACUUCUUCCUUCUACUUCUGUUCCGCUUUCAAAUUCUACUUUUCCACUCCUCCAACUUCUUCCUUCUACUUCUGUUCCUCUUUCAAUUUCUACUUUUCCACUCCUCCAACUUCUUCCUUCUACUUCACCUCCUCCAUCUUAUUCCUACAGCUUCUUUCUUUUUGA